AAACACUCUCAUAGUUCACAUAUCAACAAAGACUGCCAUCUAUUAAAAGCCUGUUGCAUGAACGGAUUGUGAAAUUCCCCAGUCGAAAUAUCUUGAUCAUCUUAUUCAGUGUGCACUUAGAGACGUGUAUAAAGCCGAAUUAAGAUAAUCCCAGGCCUAUAUAAAGUGCAGCGAUUAUAUCACACCCAUGUCAUUUACCAACAUGGACAGUAAGGAGGCCAACGUUGAGAGCGCACCUGCUUACAGUGGGGAGCAACCCCCUUCGUACGAGUCGAUUUUUGGAAAGAUUAAACAUGCCAAGGAAACGUCUGACGGUAAUGUCGGGUUCGCUAAGGCGGCCAUGGGGAUUCUGUGUGCAUCAGUUGGGUGCACGGUUAUGUUGGGGGUCACAAUGGCCAUCCCUAUCGCCAGCAUCAUCAUCGGUGCCUCGUACUUAGACGACUGUCCCCUGGAGAAGUACAUUCCCAUCUACCUCGUUGUUUCCGGUAGUGUGGGCUUGUUUUACAACGUUUUCGGAAUCAUUAAAACAACCUGCUGUAAGAAGAACACAGAGGAGGGGGCGGUGGAACAAGAGGAGGGGGCGGCCAGCAAGCUGGGGACGUGCCUGUCCUCCCUCCUCAGCUGUUUCAUGUCGGCUUGGUUCAUUGCUGGAAACGUGUGGGUCUACGGCUCCCAUAGCGACCUCAGCACAAACUCUGCUUCCGUAAACUACUGUCACCCGACAGCGUAUUACUUCACGUUUUGGGUCAUUACUGCCUGUUACAUUAUAAUCGGGCUCGUCAUUCUGCUGUCCUGUUGUUGCUGCAUAGCUCUCUGUUUUUGCGGUAAAAAAGAAUAGAACAAGACAUAAUGUAGACUCUCAGAAUAUUGAAUAUAUUAAAUGUUGUAGAUUUUGAAAUUAUCUGUUCUUAUACUCUAAUACCUCUCAGGGACUCUUUGGUACGAGAAAAUCUAUCUUAAAGUAUUUAUUAAUUUCUCUAUAUCUCAUUUACGUUUGAAUAUUAUGUUCGGAGUUAUCAAAUAAGAAACAAAUUUUAUGUUUGUCAUUUUGUAUCUAGUUUUGAUUUCUAAGCCACAUUUACAUUAGCGAUCAGUGAAUUUGACUGAAGGCUGGCUUUUACACGGAACAAGAAUAUUCAAGUUAGACCAAAAAUUAAAUGGCCUAUGUUUUCUACCAGUAUCCACGUGUAACAUAAUUCCUGUGCCUGUUAUGUAUGGUUUGCAAGCAGAGAAAAGUUUAAUUGCGUGUAAAUCAGUAACUCUUCUGUGUAGAUUUAACAAGAGGUCAUUGUGUAUCUAUUCAUUUAAAUGUACAUUGUACAUGUAUUAUCCAUUACAUAGACGUUGUUGUUUCCAUUAUGUUAAUUUUUCUCUUUUGUUAUAAAUAUUGUCAUCUUAAAAUUAAAAGUGGAGUAUAUGUAA
Magallana angulata is the source of this 1422-nucleotide messenger RNA. Its product is annotated as transmembrane protein 272-like. The record is from RefSeq and is a predicted model, not a curated record. Bases 188 to 838 code for a protein of 216 amino acids. The transcript has 5 exons. Lineage: Eukaryota; Metazoa; Mollusca; Bivalvia; Ostreida; Ostreidae.